UUCAUCAGGCAGGGCAGAAGUUACUAUUCACAACCAUAUGUAUUUACAAAAAUUUGGUUUGACCCUUUUGUCCUUUCUAGUGAAUCUCACACAACACUGGGUUGUAUGUGUUCAAGCUUUUCUUUCAGAUUUGUCUCUUUUCAAUUUUGUACUGUUUUGCUUGCUAGAAAAACACGUUUCACAGUUACUUUUUCUUGAAAAGUUGUGUGUUUACAACAUGUCUCAUUUGCUUGGAUUUUCUUUCUCAUGGCAUAUCUGUGAUUAUUUUAAUGUUUUCUGAUGUGGGAAGGAGACUAACCCUUUUCUUUGAUGAUCCCAUUUUUGUUUUUGUCUUUUCUCUUUGUCCAUAAGAGUAGUAAAAAAGUGAUCGUUGAAGUAGAGGAAGAUGACAGUUGAGCAAGGUGAUGAUGGAGGUGGUGGCGCUCAGGCAUCUUCCACUUAUCAUUCAUAUCCACCUCCAUUGGCUACAUAUGAGGAUGUUGUUUGCUCUCGUGACAUUUUCAUGGAUUCUUUGAGGAAGCUCCAUAUUUCUAUGGGAACUAAGUUCAUGAUCCCAAUUGUAGGGGGCAGGGACUUGGACUUGCAUCGCCUCUUUGUUGAAGUUACUUCCCGCGGUGGCAUUGCAAAGAUUUUGAAGGAAAAAAAGUGGAAAGAAGUCACUGCAGUUUUCAACUUUCCAUCCUCAGCUACAAACGCCUCUUUUAUACUUCGCAAGUAUUAUGUUUCACUGCUUUAUCACUACGAACAGAUCUACUUCUUUAAGGCGAAAUGUUGGUCUCCUGCGCCUACUGAUGCUAUGCAAACUUUGCCUCCGAUCACACCUCCUCCCCUUGGAUUCCAUGAGUAUGUGCCUUCAGUGUCGCAACGAACACAUGCUGCUUCACCACUACUUAAAGCAAAAGCUGAAACAUUGAUUCCUCAAGUAUCGUUAACACCAUCAGCAGCUGGCUCUUCCGUCUGUGGCGUGAUUGAUGGCAAAUUCGAGAGUGGAUAUCUCAUCACCGUGAAAAUCGGAUUGGAGGAGUUCAAGGGAGUUCUAUAUCAAGUCCCAAACAGUGAGAAUCAGCUGCUUCGAACACACAUCAACAAUCCAUCACUAAAGUCUGGAGCUCCACGCCGCAAGAGGAGGAAGAAAUCUGAGAUAAGAAAGAGGGAUCCCUCCCACCCGAAGCCCAACAGGAGCGGCUACAACUUCUUCUUUGCAGAGCAGCAUGCGAGGCUCAAACCACACUACCAUGGCAAGGAUAGAGAGAUAAGUAGGAUCAUUGGUGAAUCGUGGAAUAAACUGCAAGAACCGGAGAGAGCGGUUUAUCAAGAAAAGGCGCUGAGAGACAAGGAGCGGUACAAGAUGGAGAUGGAAGUGUAUCGUGAGAGGUUAAGAACCGGGCAGAUCACGACAAGCGCAGCAGCACCCUUGGGUCAUGCCCCCGCGCCCCAAGUGAGCCUGGCUGAUCUGAACAGCAACGCGGGGGCUGCUGCGCUUGUGUGAUGUUGUGUGAAGGUGGCCAGGUGGGAGAUGUUGUGUGAAGGUGGCCAGGUGGGAGAUCAGUGCCUGUGGAAGGGAUAGAACAGGAGCCGCCUAGUUUUGGUAAUGAUGACUCAGUUGCAGGGUUAUAGAUUUUUUCUGCUGAAGGAGGGAAUUAGUUUCUCACUAAAGCAGUUUGUUAUAUAUUUAUAUGGAAAAGUAGAACUUGUUUUCGGAAGUAGUAUUAUUGUUAAUGAUUUUAGUACUAGAUCAAAUUAGGUGCGUUGUUAUACUGACUUCAAUUUUAAACUAAUGAA
Salvia splendens (bonfire salvia) is the source of this 1782-nucleotide messenger RNA. Its product is annotated as high mobility group B protein 15. The transcript has 6 exons. Gene Ontology annotation, molecular function: DNA binding. NCBI's taxonomy places the organism in Eukaryota, Viridiplantae, Streptophyta, Magnoliopsida, Lamiales, Lamiaceae. Bases 386 to 1489 code for a protein of 367 amino acids. The record is from RefSeq and is a predicted model, not a curated record.